Molecule: messenger RNA, 11048 nt
Organism: Diabrotica virgifera virgifera (western corn rootworm)
Lineage: Eukaryota; Metazoa; Arthropoda; Insecta; Coleoptera; Chrysomelidae
Product: collectin-12-like
Exons: 3
Coding region: 128-664 (178 amino acids)
Biological process (GO): biological process involved in interspecies interaction between organisms
Cellular component (GO): external side of plasma membrane
Molecular function (GO): carbohydrate binding
Source: RefSeq, a predicted model, not a curated record
CUGUCUGCGAAAACAGAUCAACGAAACUCCUACUCUUAAAGACAUCAGUUAAACAACCGCAUUUGCGGUCAACCGCGUCACAACCAAUUGCUCGUGCACAUCAUUAUUGGAGAAGAAUUAAUUUAAAAUGUAUUUCAAAUUAAUAUUUCUAAUAGUUAUUUGUAGCGUUUUUAAAGUGAGCUUACAAGGCGACAAGGAGUUUGUUUCAUCAGUGUUACAACCUAAACGAAGAGGUCCAAACUGGUUGUCGUAUGCGGGAAAGUCAUACUAUAAAGGAAUUGUUUUCAAGGCUAACUAUUUUAAGGCUACUCAAUUUUGUCGACAACAAGGCAUGCAAUUGUUAAGUAUAAACAGCGAUUUGGAAGAUAAACGAAUACGAAAGUUUAUUAAUGACACAGGCAUUGGAACAGGAAUAUACUGGACAUCAGGUACCAAACUAGUUGGAGGCAAUCAGUGGGUUUGGUUAUCAACAGGUCAACCUAUGGAUUACACAAAUUGGGCAGAUGGUGAACCUUCGGGCUUAAGUCUUGAUAAAACUAAGGAUGAAAAUUGUAUAGUCUAUGAUUAUUUUAAAGGAAUCAAAGCCUGGAAUGAUAUGAAUUGCCACGAAGAACAAUAUUUUUUUUGUGAAACUGUAUCAGAAUGUGAUAAAGCUCAAAAUUAGGUUUAUGUUUUCAUUAUAUUUCUAUCAAAUAUAUUUACUGAAUCUGGCAAAAUAAAUAAUAUGAAUAAAUUAAAGAGAAGGUUAUCAGUUGCCACAUCAUACUCAGUGGCGUAACCAGGGUUGGUUUUGAGGGUUAUAGUACUCCCCUCCCCCCCAUUGGUACUUUGAGCUCUAUACGAUUAACUCCAUUACUAUUCCAUACACCCCAGAGACCCUCCAGUAGUUGUAAUCCCCCCUUAGGACUUUUCUGCUUACGCCGCUGAUCAUACUAUACUACCAAAGUUGUUCCCAGCUGCAUUCUUGCUGUAAGUCUCUUGUUCUUGAAAGAUACAGUCAGAGCAUCUCUAUUUCUGAAGCCGCACUAUUUAUAGUACAAUCAUUCAAGCUUAAAAUGGAUCCAAACCUCGCAAUUCUAAUUGCCUUCAUCGAUCUUCUUGAAAUUUUGAAAAUAACUUCAUUUUACCCUCCUCUUCAAACCUGACUCGGUCGCAAAGUAUGCUUUUUAUGUUUAGGGGGUGAAAACUGCUCGCUUACUCCAAUAAAUUGAAAACUAAUGAAUUAAAGCGGUAAUAGGCUAUAAUUAUGUUCAAAUAUGUUAAAUGUUGAUUAUUUUAAAUGAUGACUUUAAUAUUCUAAUAUUUUACAGCUCACAACCCUUAAAAACAACCCCUCAUACAAAGAUUAUUUAAAAAAUAUGGUCACGAGACAUAAAUUUUUUGAUUUUGUAUUGUAAUAGGAGAAUUUUUUUCCUUCAAGCACAAUAAAUCUGGCACUUAAUUUUUUUAAUAAUGCAACCAUCAAAAUCCACCCCUAAGAAUGAAACUUAGUAAAAAGUUAAAAAUUAUUAAACGGAAGCAGUUAUAGACAACAAUCUGUUUAAACAUGUUGUUCAAUAUUUUUUGUUUUUUUACAAUGUUACUAUUAGUUCGAUAUUUUUAUGUGUAACUACCCUUAAAAACUACCCCUCAUAGAGUUAUUAAAAAAUGGCUGAGAUUAUGAAAUCAUUCUAUUUUCGAUCUUAAAUAUAAAAAAUAUAUAUUAUUUAAUUAUAAAAUACCUGAUACAUACAAGUUUUUAUUUUGAUUCAACCCCUAAAAACUACCCCUUAUCAUAAAAAAAGAAUGUGUGUGUACUUUGUACGCACGUAAUAAGUUAUACUUCUAUUAUAUAAUUAUAUGAUUAUAAACGAAAUUAAUAUACUUUUUAUUUAUAUUUUAUUUUAAUAUUAAACUAAUUUAUACUUACUACUUCUCAAACAUUUUUAUUAAAACAGUGCCAAAAAUUAAAAUAAUAAAAGAAUAAAACACACACAAACACAUUAAAAAUGCCACAAAUGAUUUCUGAACAUUAAUUGUCGGAAAAUUUUUUAACUAAAUACGUAUUUUCUGAAAAUAAAAUUAUAUAAUAAAUAUACUUACAAUCAUAAAAUGUAUAAAAAAAAUAAAAGUUUCUAUUGGGAUUCUAACCAACUUACCAGCGCGGCUGGUAUUGGCGUUGUAUUGGGGUUCACUCGUAUUAAACGCUUCGCCACGGAGACAGUGUGUCAUUAUAUGCGAAGAUCCCCUAACUAAACGGAUUAAACUUUUGACAUUUUUGAAUUAUGUAAAUCAAAUUAUUUUGAUUUUGAAUUGAAAUGGUUUAGAAUUGAAAAAAUACAACAAAACAUAGAGUAAGAAAACAAUAUAUUAGGUGAAUAUUGAUAGAAAUUUUGAUGGUAAUCAAAUUAUGUAAAUAAAAGUAUUACAUACUAUGUAUUUUGGUAGUUUCAGAUAGGUAGGUACCUAUGAUACAUUUACAAUUAUUACAUACCUGUUGCUUUAAAAACUAUUUAAAAAUCACUACAAUUAUAAACUUUUUUGUUUCUGUCCUCACAACAAUAAAACUAAUAUAUUAUACAUUUGUUUACCUUCAUAUUGAACAAUUAUUUAUUAUUGACAGAUCAUUUCAACACCCAAUCAGAGCCCGUAUAACGACUAAUAAAUUUCGCAAUCACUUGCAUCGUGCAAAGUGGCUAUGUUCAAAUAUCAUAACAAAAUUUGAUCAACUAUUUUUAAAACACUUACCAGUGUAAGAUUCUUUACCUUUGAAUAAGCGAGAUCGUAGAUCGUCCCGGUUGAUUGUUGUUAUCCACAGUUCUCUACGCCUUCGAACUAAUAGGUUUUAUCAGUAAUUUUGCGGCACUCAUACUAGUCACAGUUUGAUGCGCUUUCACAUUGCCAUGCAACAAUCAUCUCUUCUAUGUUAAUAAGUCCAAAAAUAUAAUAUGAAAAUUAUUUAAAAAGGCAGUAUAACCAUUAACUAACUUUUUGUUUGCUGUUUCUCUCCCUACAAAUUUUAAAACGCAACAACCAUACAUAACCAAACCACAGUCCCACAGCUGUGCCACAGCUGCCAUAUUGGAUAAUUUUUGUCAUGUCAUUUGAACAUCCAAUCAGAACAAAGUUGUAAUUCGACUGCGCCGGGAUCAAAGGUUUUAAUCCUAUUAAAAUUCACCCUCAUAUCGCGCGUAAAGAAGUAUAACUUCAAAAAUAGGGGAAAAAUCUUUUUGCAAGCUUGAAGUAAUAUAUAUAAUAGAAUUCGUUAAGAAAAUGAAAAUAAUUAAUUGUUGCUUAUGAUUUAAUGAUGUAUUUAUAAAAUUUGUAUCCCAUAAAAAUAUACGUUUGAGGGAAAUUAAAUAUUUUAAACUUCACAUUUUGGUGAUAAUGAAAAAUAUUUAUUUUACAACAUAAUUAAGUAUAAAAUUAAUAUGAUUUUUAAAGUAUAUAUCAAUAAUUUAACUUCAACUUCCAAUUUCGUCAAUUUCUUCUGCAUCAACUUCCUUUUCUUCUUGGUCGACAGGAGAACAAUUUUGGUAGCUAUAACCAGAACAAAAACCACAAGAUUAAUUGCAAUAUAAUUACGGUGACCAUCUGUACUUAUUUAAGUAGGACAGUACUUAUUUUUAAAUAUUGUCCUAAUGUACUUUAAAACCUUUCUAAGGACACGCAAAUGUACUUAUUUUUUCUAAAAAAAUUAAUAUUUGUAUCUUUUAAUAUUUUUAAACAAAUAUCUUUGUAUACUGUUCUCAGUUGUUUAUAUUUGGCACGUUUACUUAAAUUACAGCAGAUAACAAUAACACAAAUACUAAUUUUGGUGGAAUUAAAAGACAAGAUAUUAAUAACUUAUUUUUACUAAAUUGACUAAUUCUUACGGGAAACCUUGAAUCGGUAUUGGAUGUAUUGCUCACAUAUUCAACAAUUAUUGUAUUCAACGUGCUACUGAUGUUUUACCAAUUUAUAUCGAAGUCAUAACAGUGAAAAUUUAUAAGCAUUUCUAUAUUUACACUGUUAGAGUUGAUAAACUAAAGUAAUUUUGUGAAUCGGUCAAUUACGAAUACAAAAAAAUAUCAUUUUCAAAAACACGAUUUCUAAACAUGAUGCCUGCAAUUGAACGGAUUUUACAAAUAUUUGAACCACUUAAAGCUUAUUUCCUGUGAUCUGAAAAUUGUCCCACAAUUUUGGGACAAUUUUUUAUUGAUCUCAUUUCAGAGAUGUGGAUGUGGCUCGUUCAUAAUGUGGCGUCUCAGUUUCAUGAAGCCAUUCUGAAAGUAGAAGGUGGUAAAAUAAAUGCGGCAGAUGCUGCCCAAGAAUACUUUAUUCUUAAAAACAAAUUACAACAUCGCAUCGGUUGGACGCAUUAUUUUUGCCGCUUAAAGUGAGAGAAUGUCUUGAUAAACUUGAAGACGGACAAGCCGCUACUGAAAACUUCAGUACACAAGUGAGACAUUUUUACACAAAAUGUGUAACCUACCUAGAAAACUGGAGUACAAAAUAUUCAUGAGUUGAAACUUUUCAAAUGGAUAUGUCUAGAAAUGAAAUAACAUGGAACGAUGUUUGCUAUUCUUUCGAAGCUUUUAAACUGUAUAUCAAGGCAACCGUUUUAAAUGAAGAUCAACUCUUUGACGAACUGGGAAUUUUGAAAGAUGUGGCUACAAGUCAAAAAAUUGCUGAGUGGAACAAUUGAUUAAUAACUAGAGUGGGUGUUUUAUAAUCAAUGGUGUAACAGAUAAGAAAAAAAUAGUCAGGAUCGAUGGCUUGAAGUUUUUAAGUGUGUAGAUCAAUUCAAACUGAAAAACUUACAAAUAUUAUGCAAAUUUAUUUUUUGUCUUCCGGGUACUAGUGCAGCUAUCGAGCGUUUAUUUGCUGUAAUAAAUAAUUAUUGGACGUCGGAAAAGUUACAAAUGUCCAUUUCUACUCUCAAGUCAGUGAUGCAGGAGUACACAAAUUUGGAUGAGACUUGUAAUGAAAUAUUUCAUUUACUUCAGUCGAAGCCGGACCUUCUUAAAUUAAUUUUAAGUUCAGAAAAAUAUGAAUGGUACAAAAACCGGAAGAAGAUGAAGCUAUUCCAGGUCCCUCAUCUAAAAACUUUUAAUUACAGUCUUCUAACUUUUUUAAAGUUAAUAUAAUGUGUUAUGUUUAGUUCAAUUGAUAUAAUUUUUUAUGUUUAUUUAUUUUUACUGGCAAAAAGUUGUUUGUCCAAUAAACAGAUACAUUUUGCGUUUUUUAUACAUUUUUGUUGUUUUUUGUACUUUUUUUUCUUUAAAAAGAUAUGGUCACCGUAAAUAUAAUCCAAGUUUGCGACACCCACCAGUUGAGCCACAUCCUUUUUUGCAAUUGCAAAAUAUCAUUUUAAGUAGUUCUUCUGGUGCAGGAAUUUCAUUCUUCUGGUUCAUUUUGUUUGGUACCAAGGUGCCAUUCACUUUUUUCCAUCCCCAAUCAGCAAAAUUGUGAGUUUUGUUGCCCGAUAUGUAAAUACAAAUCAAACACUGUAUGUAUAAACAGUGCCGGAUUUACCACUAGGCCGACUAGGCCACGGCCUAGGGCCGCAAGCAAAAGGGGGCCGCAGCGUUUUGUAAAAACUUUUUUGUAAAAAAAAUUUGCUAAUUGAAUUGAAAUUAGUAAACAAUUUUUCAAAUAAAAGAAUGGCUAUUCUAGUAAACACGUGGUACGGUAUUUUACAACGUUUUGACAAGAGUAGCAAAACAGUAACUGCUACAGACUUGAAUGUGACUUGCAACAUACAAAUCUCUGAAGGAGUAUGCAUUGAGUCUGAGAGACAACUUUGAUUCCUAUAUGAAAAAAGAGAAAAAGAGUUGUCUAAAAAUGAAAUCUAUAUUCUUGAAAUAAAAAGACGCCCUAAAAGAAAAGCUCUCCCUGGCUAAGACAAAGAAGAUAAAUCCACUGAACCCCACUUUAAUGGCAAAGAAAACUUAAAGAUUCAAUGUUGUAAUUGACACACUUAAUUCAGAAUUGAAUGAAAGGUCUGAAGUUUAUUUCAGUCUUAAUGAAGAAUUUGGAUUUAAAACAACUUAUCGUCAAUUUCUAAUGAAGAAAUCGGGGCAAACGUUUCUAUUUUGACUAAAAAGUAUCGAAUCGACAUACAUGGCGACAUUGGAGAAGAGUGUGUACAGUUCAAGAGCUUUAUUGAAGGUAUAUUUGAUAAAGAAAGAGAACCUUAUAAGAACAAGAUUACCAAGCCUCCCAGAAAUACACUUUUGGAGUAUCUGAAAAUUACUCAUGAAAAACAGUUAACAACAUUAUUUCCGAAUAUGGACACGACUUUGCGCAUUCUACCAUGCAUGAUGACAUCUAAUGCAUCUGAAGAAAGAUCAUUCAGCGUGUUGAAAAGAAUCAAAAACUACUUGAGUAACUCGACUUCUAAGAUUAUAUGUAGAUUGUCUAGUUCGGCCAGUUUUGUUUCAAAUGCUUAACUUUUUCAAGCCUUAGAUUUUAAAAAUUUGAUUAAAGAUUUUGCAGCCAAAAAAGCUAGAAAAUCGAGUUUUUAGAGUUUAGAUAUGAUAUUUAUUAUAAGAGAAUAAUGAAUAAUGAUUUGAACGAUCUAGAAGUUUAUUUGUUGUAUUCUUAUGCCUGGUUGCACCAACAGAUCUUAAGCUUAAGGCGUGCAUUAACGAAACAUAUGCGUUGCACCAUUGAGUCUUAGAUCAACUUUCAGCUUGCCACAAUCGAUUGUCAUGUGCAUUGCAUUGAUAAGAAUUGAAAAUUACAACGUAUGUGACACUUAAAUCGGCCCUAUCUAUAAGCUGAGCUGGGUUAAGCUGGAGAUUAAGAUUUGUUGGUGCAACCAGGCAUUAAUAUUUUUAUUUUUCAUAUUAUUUUGCUUGUUCUUUUACUUAUAAUGUCUUUUCAACUCGGCUUUUUUAAUUUUUUGUUGUCAUCUGUACUUUUCCCUCCGAAUUAAACAAAUGGUAUUUAAUUUUAACAGUUAACUACAAUACUAAUUAUUUAUAAUAUAAUCAUUUUAGCAAUAUUAAUAAUUUUACAAACAACUGCUGUUUGCUAACAUUUUGAAUUAUAUAUUUUCUUCUUUUAUCUUCUUCUUAAGGUGCCUUCUCCAUUACUGAACGUUGGCUAUAACUACAGGAUAUUGUUCUCUAUCUUUAGCGGUUCUUAGUAUCGAAUGUGUGUCCAUGCCUGUCCAGUCUCUCACGUUCUUCAGCCAGGAGCAUUUUCUUCUUCCUUGACCUCUUCUUCCUUCCACUUUCCCUUCCUUUAUGAGUCGUAAAAAGUUGUAUCUUUCUUCUAUGUAAAUUUUUUCCUAGAUAACUCGUUUUUCUGUUUUUUUACAAUAUUUAGGAAUUCUCUCUCAGUCUCCAUUCUUCUUAGCACCUCGUUGUUGGUCACGUGAUCUGUCCAAGAGAUCUUCAGCAUCCUUCGAAAAACCAACAUCUCAAAGGCUUCUAUGAAUAUAGAAUUCUUUCUAUAGAUUUUCUUUUUCGAAAUUUCUAUAAAUAUAGAAAUUGUUAGAGCUGUUUUGGGUUUUAGCCAAAUUUGCUAACCAAGAUUAUUUAAUUAGUAAAUAUAUUUCAACCUAUUUUUUAUGUCCGUAUUCAAAUAGAACAUUAGAGGAAUUUCUAUUCAUUUAUGUUAUACUUUGUAUUACGAAUUUUAAAAAGUAAAAUUAAAAUAAACGUUUUAGUUAUUAUUAUCCAGAUUUAGCCAUACGGCUCACACUCCCUCUAAGGGGAAAAUUGACUCAUCCCAGAUACCUACGGUAUCAAAAGGAUUGAGCUCUGGUGGGACUCUUUCCGUGUUAUCGAGCCCUAUGUGACUUGGUAUGCAGGUGUAUCUCCCAAAAAUUUUCGUACGCAUCUGGCCGUUGCGAGUAGUACUGCUUUCUGCAUGGUCUUAUAAAGAUGUUCAUUAAGACCCAGCUUUUUUAUGCUUUCGAGGAGGGUCUUCGGAAUGACUCCAGUAGUAGACAUAAUAAUCGGUAUCGUCUGGGUACUUUGCAUUCUCCAUUGUCUUCGUAUUUGAAUUUCCAGAUCUCUGUACUUGGCGAUCUUUUCAGUAAAUUUAGUACGUAGAUUAUUGUUGUUAGGAAUCGCCACAUCAAUGAGGGUUGUUUGUCUCGUUAAUUUAUUGACUAAUACGAGAUCUGGUCUACUAUGCGCCACUGUUUGGUCUGUGAGCACAGUGCGGUCCCAGUAUAGCUUGUAGUUGCCAUCCUCAAGCAUACUCUCAGGGACGUAUUGAUAAUAUGGGAGAUGGUCGGUUUGGAGAAGUCCCAGCUUGAUAGCUAUCUCCUGAUGAAGGAUUUUUCCCACUGCGUCAUGCCGUUCCUUGUACUCAGUUGCAGCAAAUGCCUGGAAGCCCCCUGUAAGAUGUUGGAUGGUUUCUUGGGCUUGACAUCCAUAUCGGCAUCUGUCGUUUUGAACAUGAGGGUCUUUGAUGAUAUAUUUCAGGUAAUUUCUGGUUGGUAUAACCUAAUCCUGAAUGGCUAGUAAUGAGCCCUCCGUUUCAGGGAACAUCUUUCCUGAUGUCAACCAAUAGUUCGACGCUGUAUUGUCGACAUAGUCUUGGCUGACCUCAUUGGGAUGUCGCCCGUGCAGAGGUUUACCCAUCCAGGUGCGCAGUUUUUCGUCCUUAGUAAGGUGGUUUAUGCGCAUUUCUGGUUAACUCAGUUUGAUCGGUGUUGUGUCAUCUACUGCGCAAAUUGCGCGGUGUAGAGUAGAUGUCUCAACCUGCAUCUGAAAAUAAGUUCUUAAAUUAGCAAUCUGUUUAUCUAAUUGCUCACCUAUAUCCAUAAGUUCUCUUCCUCCUAAAUACCGGGGUAAUGUCGUUCGUUCUACUGCACUUUUAGGGUCGUGUUUUUGUGCCUUUGUGAGGUGUGUUCGUACUUUUCGCUGAAGAUUUUCUAUAUCCGUUUUUGUCCACUUAACAAUACCAAAUGAAUAGCUAAGCGCGGAACAAGCGUAGGUGUUUAGUGCCUUAAACAAAUUUUUACUGUUAGGCUGUGAACGAAGCAGCUGUUUUACCCUUCUUAUAAACUCAGUAGUUAUCUCAGUUUUCAUUUGCUUAUGGUCAAUUUUGGGUAAAGAGACAGUGAGGUCAAUUUGAAUCUGCUCCGAAAUUUAGCUUCAAAAUUACUGAGGUAUUGCGAACAGAUAAAUCACCAAAGUCUUACAAAGUGUAAAUAAGUGAAUUAAGUAAUUUAGAGUGUAAACUAAACAAGAAUUUUAAAAGUAAGAUCCAACCAUUAUUAACCUAACCUAGUUUUAAUAAAAAUAUAUUUUAAAUUACUAACAGUAAAACAAUAAUUAUCAUUAAGUUUUUUGGCACUGAUAAGAAGUCACGGUCCGCUGGGGCGACUAGCCGUUGCUUCUUUUCGCAGUGUUAGUGACUAAUAGACAGGGCCGUGCGGUGCUAUGAUGCGGUGAGGCAGCCGCAUCAGGCGCCAUCACAAGGGGGGUGGCAUAAUCAGUAAAAUAAAAAUAAAAAUUGAGUCAUUGAAUAUAUUGAGUCGAAUAAUUGAGUCAUUCAAUAUAUAGGACCAAGUGUCAGCCGAAAAUAGUCAACUGGUGAAGGUUUAACAGAACUUAUUUUGACAAAUUUGGAAAAAUUAGUUCUUGAUUUAAAAUGGCUCAGAGGACAAGGCUAUGAUAACGGGGUUAAUAUGAAAGGAAUAAGAAAGGGUGUGCAAAACAGAAUACUUAAAAAAUAUCCGAGGGCGUUUUACAUGCCCUGCGCAUGCCACUCUUUAAACUUAGUCAUAAAUGACGCAGCGUGGUCUUGUAUAGAAACAACCUUUUUUUUAUAUUAUACAAGACCUGUAGGUACACUUUUUUCUGGUUUUACAAAGCGUUGGGAGGAAGUUCUGAAAAGACAUGUUUCACAACACUAAAACCGUUGAGUACUACUAGAUGGUUAAGUCGAAUAGAUGCAUUGAAACCUCUAGGAUUUCAAUUUUGUGAAAUAUAAUAUAUUUCAUAUUAUGAUGAUUUUUUCGAAAUAAUAGAAGAUGUCAACAAAGAUUCAGAAACUAAAUUCAAAGCACGAGGAUUAGUAAAAAAUAUUAAAUAUUAUAAAUUUAUAUGCGGUGUAGUUCUUUGGCAUGAUAUUUUAUUUCAUAUAAAUUCAGUCUUGAAUAUGUUGCAACAUGUACCUAUUAUAACUAUAAAUUUGUCAGAUUGUGUAAAUAAAAAUUUUGUCAGAAACUAUAGAAAAAAUGAAAAGUUACUGACAAUCUGGCUAUGACCAAAUGAAAAUUACUGAUAAUGAAAUUGCAGAAAAUCUUGAUAGAAGUUCCGAAUUUUAAGCUGAAAAUUAAAUUUGAGCCAAGAGGAAAAAGCGUCAAUUUGAUCUGUGGAUCAGCUCUUAACAGAGGAAGAAAAAUUGAAAGUAAAUUUUUUCAUCUAUAUUUUAGACAUUGCCAUUAAUUUUUUGAUUGAUCGAUUUUCGCUCUUAGAAACUCAUAAUAAAAAUUUUUAAUUUUUUAUAUGAUACUUUUAAAUUGAGGGAAAUAGAUGAUAAAAUACUAGAAAAAUAUUUUAUUAAUCUUCAUUCAAUACUUUGCAAUCUUCUAGAAGAAUUGCAUGAUUUAUCCCAAAUGAUACCAUACUCCAUGAAACCUUUAGAGGUUUUGAAAUAUUUUUGCCAAAUGACCUAAUUUCUUUAUACCCAAAUGUAGUUGUAUCACUAAGGACCGGUACUAUAUGUCCCGAUUAAACCCCGUUUAUCGGAAUUUCGCAUGACAAAAUUCCUCUAACCGGGGUUUAAUCGGGACAGAAAGGUGCAGAAAGUACCGGCCCUAAGAAUUUUAUUAACACUCUCUGUCUUGGUAGCUAGGGGAAAGAAGUUUUUCAAAAUUAAAAAUGAUUAAAAACUAUUUACAAAGCUCCACAAGACAAACAAAACUAAAAAAAGCACUUAUUUCAAUAGAUUCCUCACUGGCUGGUACUUUAUACUAUACCAAUCUGAUUGACGAGUUUGCCAAAAUUAAAAAUAAAAGGGUAAAAUUGUAAUUUUUGUAAAUGUUAUUUAAUGUUAAUACUUGUAGGUAUUUCAAUUUAAAGUAUGGUUUGUUUUAAAAUAAAAGUUUUCGUUCA